AUGAAUCCGCAUUUUGAGAAAGUAGGACAGGAAUUUGUGAAAGCUUACUAUGGAAUGUUCGACUCAAACCGGGCAAGUUUAGCGGCCUUAUACGUGAGUUUUUCCCUAUUCUGUUUGAACAUAGAGUUGAAGCUUACUGUGAGGUUAAGUCUCAAGCUUGUUUCUUAUUUGGAAUGCCAUAAAAAUAUAGUGUUUAUCAGGUUUCUGUAUAUCUGUAACGCAGCUUUAAGUGUUUGGGUUUACCGAAACAGCUGUCUUUUAAAGUUUUAAGUUCAUAUGCUAUGUUGAUCUUCAGUGUUAUAAUUCCCUCGGGGGGAGGUGGAGAGGGUACUUUGGGUGUAGGUGAGCCGCCAAGGUCUCCAACCUCUGACCCUGUUUAAGACAAAAUCUGUUCAUUUUUCUACCCUGCUUAAGACAACAGACUGUUUUUCAUAACCCUGUUAAGACUGCAGCCUAAAUGCCCUGUUUAAGGAGAUACAGUCAAACCUCUUUACAGGGCUCGAAAUUGCAAAUGAUACGGUCGCCAAUGCGACUAACAUUUUCUCCUUGGCGACUUAAAAUUCUAGUUUAGACGCCAAAGUGGCGACCAGAUUUCUCUAUGAUUUAGAUUUAAAUUAAAAGAGUAAAAGUUAAAACAAACAUUUCAUCUUAUCCUGGUUUUCUUUCAUCAUAAAAAAUGUGCCAAAUCGCAUAAACAAGGCCAGUUUACCUCCAAAUUUAUACCGACUCCUAUCCACAAUAUUUUGAAAUCUGAUGGAUCAAGUCAAAUUUCACGGGACUUGUAGGGGCAAAUUUGCUGAAAAAUCAACUGAUUUCACAGGAAUUUUCGGGGCAAACUUAGCUGAAAAUCAAUUGCUCAAAAAAGGCCGAUUUUGUGUUUAUUUUUCAGGGAAAACUAGGUUAGGGGUCGAUCGGUUUUGCGCUGACCAGACCAGCAUUUUUAAUGUUUUUCUAACAGAGGUGAUCAUUUGCUCUUUCAACAACAAUACGCUCCAGAACUGAACCAAUGGCAAAGCCUUUAACAUCAUGGUUAGUGCCCAGUUUUUUGCAGCAUAAUCGACGCCUGGUAGUUUCGGAGUUUCUGGACGAUAAAUUUAUAAGUUUACGGCAAGUAAAUAGCCCCAAUAGCUGAGAAAAAUUUCAAUUAUGUUGUACAGACAUGUAUUUGAUAAGAUUUCUACCGCAUUUCGUGGUAUUUUGCGUGUUUUUGUGAAUUUCACAGCUCUGCGACGGUGGGAAAUAUCAGAAGCCCUGACUUUGAGUUGCGUCAUUUACAUUAUACAAACUGGAGACUAAAAAUUUUCAUCUGGCGACUAUAUUUCUCCAGUUGGUCGCCAAAAGGCGACCUGAGGAUUUUUUUAAUUUCGAGCCUUGCUUUAAUUUGGACACCGAAGGGACAGAACCAAUUGUCCGCUUUACAGAGGUGUCCAUAUUAUAGAGGUAGGGAAUGUAUAAUUUUUGCCAUUUCUGGGACCAAACAAACUGUCCGUAAUAAAGAGGUGUCCUUAUUAUAGAGGUGUCUGUAAGGAGAGGUUAGACUGUAUUUUCUUUUUAGAUAGUAUAAAAUACAUUACAAAAUGGGGAAAAAAUAUAUUAUAUAUUUAUUUAAUUUGUUUUGGGGUCACAUACAAAAAGAUCUUUUUGAGAUUACUGACAGAACAAAAUUAGAUUAUUUUUAAAAACAUUACACAUGUAGACCACAGACCGCCAAAAAAUUUCAAACCCUCUUUAACCCUUUGACUGUUUGGAGAGCUGUUUGCCUUUAGCAGUCUCUUACAGUUGACACUGUACAUCUUGUGGCCACCGAAGCGCCCGCUUGCUCUCUUUCUUAGCUAUUUUCUUGACCACCACACCAUGUAUCUACAUGCUCGAGCUCUGUUGCCAGUAUCUUCAUCCAUUUAAAGGUCAAAUGAACCAAAAAUUCGACAUUUUUUAUUUUAGUUCAAUUCUAGUGAAAUGUGUUUAACAUGAACCUAAUAAACAUACUAUGAAGUUUCAGCUCAAUUGAAGCAAGCAUCUCCAAGAUAUUCGUAAUUAAAAAUUGUUAUUUUUUGGCCCUUAUCUUCGUAGAGCGGUCGGAAAAAUUGUCAGUAAAAACAGCUUGUGACGUCAAUGUUGGUCAGGUGAAAAAAGCGGGAAAUUCAAAACAGUGUUUUUUCGAGUCGACUUGGCGCAGAAAUUGUGGUGGUUUGUGCGGCCAUAAACCUAGAAAGAACAAGCAAUUUGUCUUCAAAAGUUGCAAGCUGUGGUUAUAACCUUAUUAUUUAAUUUUCUCGAAGAAUACAUCAUAGUAAAACGGACUUUAAUGACAGCAUUAAUUUUCUUGCGCUGUACUGGAAAUGUGCUUGCAUAGGUCCAAUUUUUUUAAGAUCUGUAUUCACAAAAUUUGUUCCUUUGAGGAAGUUUCUGGAUAUAUAAGGUCCGGAGCUCCACUGUGGACACAAAAACAAAAUAUCUUUGUAUAGUGAUUUGCCCAAAGAAAUUCGCGCUUGCCCACAAUGUGUUUGAAGUCAUUGAACUUUGUCACACUCGAGCUGAUAUUUUAAAACCCACGCUCGAUAGGACACUAGUGCUUCGCAGAACACUAAAAUAUAAACAAAAUCCUCAAUGUAGAAGUUUUGGCGUUGAUAUGUGGUCAGAAAAAGAGUUAAUCUUNACUUGGCGCAGAAAUUGUGGUGGUUUGUGCGGCCAUAAACCUAGAAAGAACAAGCAAUUUGUCUUCAAAAGUUGCAAGCUGUGGUUAUAACCUUAUUAUUUAAUUUUCUCGAAGAAUACAUCAUAGUAAAACGGACUUUAAUGACAGCAUUAAUUUUCUUGCGCUGUACUGGAAAUGUGCUUGCAUAGGUCCAAUUUUUUUAAGAUCUGUAUUCACAAAAUUUGUUCCUUUGAGGAAGUUUCUGGAUAUAUAAGGUCCGGAGCUCCACUGUGGACACAAAAACAAAAUAUCUUUGUAUAGUGAUUUGCCCAAAGAAAUUCGCGCUUGCCCACAAUGUGUUUGAAGUCAUUGAACUUUGUCACACUCGAGCUGAUAUUUUAAAACCCACGCUCGAUAGGACACUAGUGCUUCGCAGAACACUAAAAUAUAAACAAAAUCCUCAAUGUAGAAGUUUUGGCGUUGAUAUGUGGUCAGAAAAAGAGUUAAUCUUUAUCUAGUAAAAUCUUCCCCAAAAUCGGUUUCAAAGCAACCAGUACAGUUUUUUAAACUUGAUCGUUUCGCACAGAUAAAGUUUUGCUUUGUGUUGUCAACUUGGACAUGCAUAACACCUGUCAAAAACCAAGUAAGAUUUCCUUCAAACAAAGUUGAAGUUACAUUAUUGCGAAAACUUCUUUCCAGUUAUGUAUAUGAUUUAAUUACUGACUGAGGUCACUUUAAGGACUGUAGACGCCACUUUAAGCUCGCAAAGAGAGGCGACAAGCAAAGAACAAUUCCAUCAUGCAUAAAAUUCAGCUUAAGUGAACUAAAAAAAGCUUCAAGAAGGUUGCAAAACAACAAAUUGCCAUUAAAAAAACAUAAGGCUUAAGGCUCUUAUACCCGCUGACAAUGAAGAAGUGAAUUUUCUGUGCGAAAUAACCUGCCUAAAGAUCUCUUAAAAGCAAAAGAUCAGUUGCAAGCUUCGCACCCAAGCCAUGAUUCAUCAUUUAGCUAUUUUUAAAAACUGGUCCAUGCGAGGGUCUUCAUUCAAGCAAAUUAAACUCAGCAAAGUGAAUAAUUAGAAAGUACAGAAAACUGCACGUAAGGGUUUGUUUUGCUUGCUUCAGUCAAAUCCAGCUCCAGCAAUUAUUUACGGGCAAAGAGUCAAUUGUUUUGAAGUCACUGCCGGCAGUUGUCAUUCUCAGCUACUUCACAGCGAGUGAAAAGGAAAAUUUGUGAACAGAAAGGAAACAAAACUACGUAAUAAAAAAUGAAAAAAGAAAAAAAAAAUCUGACUUUUAUUACUUGAGCAACAGAAAAGGGAUCGAAAUAGUCUGUUCUUCUCCAAUAAGCUUGCUAGCCUUCUAUAGUUCCGAGGAAGUUUUAAGCGUCCAAGUUUGUUCACUCGCAAGCAUUAGCAUUACAGUUAUGAAUCCGAAGUAAUUUUGAAGUGACGAUAAAACAACAACAACAACAAAAACCAAAAAAAAGCCUUUACAAGGAGCAAAUAUUCAUUCAGUCUCAGUCAGAACUCUCACAGAAUGAGACAAACAAACACGGGCAAUAAGGGAUUCACAGAAGCUUGCGCAGAACGUUUUUCCGCCCUGAAAGACCAACAUUGACGUCACAUAGUCUCCAGUCUAUCACGCGGCCAUUUCAGAAACAUUUUCGUGAAGUCUUCGGAAAUGCUCGGAUUUUGAUCUUUUAUCUUUCUAUAAAGGCUUGGGAAGAAAAAUCUUUACCCAAAUCUCACUUAGGAUGUUCCUUUUUAGUGUUUGGUGAAGGUAAAGCGACAAAAGAAAAUAUUUCAAUUUUUUGGUUCAUUUGACCUUUAAUAGGACUAAUCUUCACCUAACCUGAAUCAUUGCUAAAAUCUGGUGCUGCGAAUAUAGUUCGAUCAACCCCAUUCGUGUCUGGUGCCAUUUUUAAAGGUUAUCAUUAGCACAAUGAGGAAAUAUUGCCAAAACGUUAGCCCUAAAGGGUGGAAAACUGACUGACAUUGAAUCAUACAAUAAACUACCUCAUAUAAGCAACAUAAAGUGUCAUUUGACAAAAUAUGGAGCCUUUCGGAGCCUUUUUUGGGACAAAAUGUACACCUCAUUUGGAAGUGCCUUAAAAACGCUCUCAGGAGUCAAAGAGUUAAGGCUUUGGGUCUAAAAAGACACCCUCUUCAAGAUGCUCAAUAGUGAAAUUAUAUACCCUGUUUAAGACUCAAGACCUUGUCAGCAGCACAUACCCAUAUAGGCCAAAUAAGGGAGUGCCCACCCCCCCCGGGUUAUAAUCAUGCUAUGCACAUGUCAUCAGCUUCCCCCAGGGGUAGGAUCCCCUACAACCCCGGGCCAACCAGGGGUAUUGUAAAAUGGGUAGAACACAGUUGACAAUUUCCCCCAGGGGUUCGAAAGUUUACAAGACAAAGUCCCAUGGGUCUAGUGCUUCUCAAUGAAAAAUCCUCCAGACAUCCUUCUCAUAUGACUGGAAUUCAUUUGAUUGAGGAGUCUGGGCUACUGUUGCUGGGCUACUGCUGCUGUUUUCCCAUGAUAAUGCAGAUGUGUUUGUCUUCCUUUUAAAGACGGAUGUGUCCAUGCUAACUUUUGAGGGUCAACAGUUCCAAGGAACUCAGGCCAUCGUGAAAAAGAUCACAGUGAGUUUUAUUUUGGUUAUUUCAUGUUUUGGCACUAUUUCAAAUAGCCUGUAAAGGAGGUGUUUUUUGUUUUUGGUUCAUGAUGUAAAAGAUAAACGGCUGUGAACCAAAGUCAAACAAAAAACGAGAGAUUACAGGGUGAGAGGAUGAAGGCAGUGGAACAACCACAGGCAUUCAACUGUGUGAGUUUUUUGAAACUUUGUUUGCCACUAGAAUAGAGGAGACGUCAUUCCUGAUCAUGUUUAAUCUCCAUAAAACGGAGACUGUAGUCUGGCUAAGACUGAUGUCUGGAAUCUUGGUCAAUCUUGAGUCAUGUUUAGUACAGUGAAUGAGCCAACAGGUGAGAGAGAAAAAUUACCAGUUGCCCAGCCGAGCACUUUUGCUUGUAGUAUAGUAAGCACCAAAGCAGGGAAAAUAUUCUACCAUGCUGGUGUUGGAUUGUUGCAUCACAGUUUACAAAGUAAACAAAAUAGUAUUAGCUUUUAUAUGGAACCACAAACCACCUAAGAUAAAAUUCUGAAAAAAAAAAAAAAUAAAUAAAUAAAUAAAUAAAAUAAAUAAAUAAAUAAAAUAAAAAAUUCUGAAUGCUCAAUAAAACAAGGCAAGAGGAAGGUUUAGAGAUGAAAGACUUUUCUCUAUUUAACCAUGCUUUAAAAUGAAAUUGGGUCAAGCAACUUUGCUCAAACUCAAGCGCUCCGUGGAAGUACAGUCAACUCUCUCUUAACAGACACCUCUAUAAGACAGACACCUCUGUAAAACAGACACUUAGAGUUGGUCCCUGCCUUUCUUUGCUCCCUUUAUUUGACUUUCUAUAAGAUGGACACCUCCCUAAGACAGACACUUACUGCCGGUUUUGGUUGUCUCGGAUCUCUGAUUUUGUCAUUUACAUGUAAUUUCUUUGCUUACUUUAAGUUCCAUAGCAGUUGAGGGCGAGUAAUUGGCAAAAUGAAACAAAAUGAACUGGACUGACGUGACACAGCCCCUUUAAGGCUGCAAUCUUUUGCUUUUUCUUACUGGUAGUUUUUUUUAAGGUACUUUACACAGUUGUUACAGCCCUUAACCAUCAAACAAAACAUGUUUUUGCUGUUAAGUCCCUUGUCCCCGCCUCACUGAUACAGCUGCAUUUUAUUUUUUUUUCCAGGAAUUACCAUUCAAAGUGGUUCAACAUAUUAUUACCACAGUGGAUUGCCAGCCAAGUGGGGAAAACGGUGUUUUAGUUUUUGUGGUUGGGCAACUUAAGGUACUGAACAGUUAUGUGUGUACAGCCCCUGUUGUUUUUAGGGAGUUUUAUGGUUUUAGAAAUAUGAUCUGUAGGUCAGUUUCUGCCAAUUCUUAUCAGGAUUCAAGAAGGAGUCAGGAAAAACCUGGAAAGUCAUGAAAUUUAGCAAUUUCUUUUUCCAGGCCUGGAUAGUUCGGGAAUUAAAUUGCCCAUCCUGAAAAAAUCAUGGAUUAUAAUUAGAAUAAUGUUAUGUGUGGCAUAUUAAGUACUGCAGGUGUCAAAGCAAGGACAAUGUAUGGUAAAACUAUAAAAGGAUGUGGAAAAAUCAUGGAAUUUCAAGAGCUCAAGAGAGUAUAAUAAUAAUAAUUUAAUGAAUUUGUAUAGCGCUAAUACUACAUGUAUAAACAAUAUUCAAAAGUACUGUACAUUACGUUACAAUUAAAAAAUACUUAAAUCUAAAAAAACGAUUCUAAAGUUCUCUACUUUAAAUUAGAAUUAAAAUAUUCAAAAGUGCUAAACUUUCAGAACUAUUCCAACAAAAUGAAAGCUUUCCUAAAAAGAAAUGUUUGAAUUUGCUUCUUUAAAAAUGGCAAAGCUGCUUCUAGUUCUAAUAGUUGAUGGCAGAAAGUUCCAUAAAACAGGUGCAGCAUGAGCAAAGGCAUGAUUCCCAAGUGUAGAGCAGUUGCCUUUUGGAGCGAAGAGAAGAGAUUGGGAAGUCGACAAAAGGGCAUAAGUUGAACCCAGUAUUAUGCUUUAAGAGUGAGUCUCCAAACUGUAAUCUCAUGACCACUAAUGCCAGCUCAUGCUUGCAUGGAAAUUUCUCACCUUGGUAGAAACGUUGGACCAAUCACAAGAAUGUGCUAUAUAUCAGUUUUGAAACUUUAAUCUAACAAGAAAAUGGCACAAAUGAAUUCAUUCAAGAAAAAAGUAUAAUUAUAUGAAUGAUCAUAAUUUUCCUAGUAUCUAUGAUUUUAGAGACUCCUUAUGGGGCAAAAAUUAAUAAUUUUCUUGAGAACUUUGCAACUCUUCAGAACAUCUUCUGAUAUCUUUAUAAUUUUUUUCAAGUCCUCUACUAAAAUUCCUGGCUCUCUCAGGAUUAAAAUCCUUUGCCUCCAGCUACACUGUUACAUUGUUACCACAAACAAGAAAUUUGUUUCACCUAGCUAAGUUACCUGAUAAAACGUCAUCAGUCAUGUCAUUUGCCUUAAUAUGAAUCAUUUUCAGUCAUGUCAUUUGCCUAAAUUUGAAUCAUUUUCAGUUUCUGACUUGAUCAAAUAUAUGACGUUACUAACCUGUACUAAAGAGGCUCGAAACAAGCCCCUUCCGGUAGUCCAGGACGAAUAGAUUUUCUUGCUGGGCAAGUAACUUUUAAAUCUUACUUGGUCAGUGCCCAGUACUAAGUCAUGGUUAAUACAAUCUUGAAAAGGUCUUGAAUUUUGGUAGUCGUCUUGAAAAGUCCUUGAAUUCGGUUAAGGUCCUUGAAAAGUACUUGAUUUCUUUAUUAGGUCUUGAAAAGUCCUUGAAAUUCACUAUCUAGUCUACACCAGACCCCAUUUGCUGUAAAAUGAGAUUAUUUUGCUUAGGAAAAUUUUGCUCAUCCUCUGUGUAAGAACCUGCAAGACUCAUAGCUAAGGUAAAAAUAUUUUUUGUGCGUGAACAAUAUUUUAUUUCUGUUUCUUUAUUGAGCCAUUUUGAACUAUUCUGAAAAACUAGGGAUACUCUGGAUUUCAAGUGACAAGGAUGAUCGAAUGGGGGCAGAAAUCAAAACCAAAAAAAAAUCCCUGGACCUAAAAUUAACCCCCCCAAAAAUCCCAUGCCGAAUUUCCAAAACUUAAAAAUUUCCAGGAAGCAAAACAGGUUUGGUUGGAUACUUUAUUGGCUGGGAUAUGCGCAGGCACUACCACAAAUCUUCAGAUUGUUUUGAAUACCCCAAAAAAUACCUGCCAAAUUGUCCCACCCAAAAAAUUCCUCUGAUCAUCCCUGUCACUUGAAAUUCAGAGUACCCCCCUUGGGACAAAUGAAAGGGCUCACAGUUGCUUAUCAACCUGUUGCUCUUUUUUGUUUUGUUUUGUUUUUUGUUUUUUUUUCCACAGACGGAUAAUGACCCUCCACAUAGCUUCAGUCAAACAUUUCAGCUUUUUAAAAAAGAUAUGAACAACUACUUUGUCCUAAAUGACAUGUUUCGACUAUCUCUUCAUCACGGAUGA
This is a messenger RNA of Porites evermanni, 8699 nucleotides long. The record is from the annotation of a GenBank genome assembly. NCBI's taxonomy places the organism in Eukaryota, Metazoa, Cnidaria, Anthozoa, Scleractinia, Poritidae.